CAUCUUAAAUGCUCUUGGAGUUGAUUAUCACUAUAAAAGGGGAAUUGAUGGUUGAAUUACAAGAAAUACAAUUCACUAGCCUUGUUCUAUCUUCAUCUCUGCUACCUAUCUCUUUCAAUCUCUCCCACUUUAAUUUCCAUCGAAUUAUGGCGGAGUCUUUGGUUUCUGGGGUGCUGGGGCAGUUGGCUUCCAUCACAACUGACUUGACAAUGAAAGAGCUGAGGCUGGUGAAGGAUGUUGAUGAAAGCAUAUCUAGUCUCAGAAGAAAGCUCAAAGACAUACAAGCUGUGCUGGAGGAUGCCGAAAGGAAACAACUGGACGAUGCCCGUAUUAGACGUUGGUUGGAUGAACUCACUGAUAUUUCUUACGACAUCGAUGAUGUGCUAGACGAGUGGAGCUCUGAAACUCUCAAAUCCGAAAUUCAGAAACGUGUGGAAGCGGAAGAAAAUGGUCACCAGCAAAAAGCAGCUGAUAAGAAGAAGAAGAAGGUAUGUCUUCCAUUGACCUCUUCUUGCUUUAGUGUCAACCAACUUAAACGAGUUGGUGUUCGCCGAGAUAUUGCUCACCGAAUCAAAAGGCUUAAUGAAACAUUAGAAGAGAUUGCCAAAGAUAAACAACAUUACUCUUUGGAAACAACAAAAGUUGUUCAAAAGCAGACAAGAGAAACUAUCUCCUUUGUUGAUGAGUCUCAAGUGUACGGUCUGGAUGGGCCUAAGAAUGCUCUAAUUGAGAAGUUGCUCAAUGAGAGUAGUGAAGGGCUGUCUGGUGGUGGUAAAUCAGUUCCUGUUAUCAUCCCUAUUGUGGGGAUGGGGGGAAUUGGGAAGACCACUCUUGCCCAACUUGCAUUCAAUGAUGCAGAGAUCAAAAGACACUUCUCUGAGCGGAUGUGGGCGUGUGUUUCAGACCCUUUUGACGAGAUUAAAGUUGCCAAAGCAAUCAUUGAAUCUCUCAAAGGUAGUCACCAAAAUUUAGAAACACUGGAAGCUUUAUUCCGACUUAUUCGGGUAUCCAUCGAGGGAAAGAAGUUCUUUCUUGUCCUAGACGAUGUAUGGAGUGAUGACCGUGACAAAUGGGAAAAAUUCAUACAACUGCUUAGAUUGGGUGCUGUAGGAAGUAGAGUGUUGGUAACAACCAGAAAAGUGGAAGUUGCUACUAUGAUGGGAGCAGCCGCAGAAAUGAUUACCCUGCAACUUCUGUCUGAUGAGUAUUGUUGGUCAAUAUUCAGCGGACUUGCAUUCAGGGGAAGAAAUAGUGAGGAGUGCAAACAAUUAGAGAGAGUUGGGAGGCAAAUUGCAAGCAAGUGCAAAGGCUUGCCUCUUGUAGCAAAGAGCUUAGGAAGUUUGAUGUGUUCCAAGGUGACUGAAAAUGAGUGGGAGGAUGUUCUAUCUAGUAGAUUCUGGGAAUUGAAAGAUGAACAAACCAAAACUUUUGCUCCAUUCUUCUUGAGCUAUUAUGAUUUGUCUCCUAGAGUAAGACGUUGCUUCUCUUAUUGUUCUUUAUUUCCUAAAGAUUAUAACUUUGACCCAGCUGAGUUGAUUGAACUGUGGAUGUCACAAGGUUAUUUAAGUGGUAGUCAAAAUCCGGAGGAAGAAGGUAAAAAGUGCUUUCAAAGUCUAACCAUGCGGUCUUUCUUUCAAGAUUUCAGAAUAGAUUUUGAUCAAACAAUUAUAGGAUGCAAAAUGCACGACAUAUUGAACGACUUCGCCCAAUUUUUGACGAGAAACGAAUGCUCUAGCAUGAGGGUUGAAGUUGAUAUGGAGAAAACAGAGCCUCCUAGUGUUGAAAAGAUCCGUCACUCUUGGUUGGCAUUGGCACCUAAUUUUCCCAAAAUUCCUACUUCAAUAUUUGAUCAAAGUAGUCUGCGUUCCCUUUUCAUACAAUGUACUUCAGAUACUAGUUUAGUUGGUGAAAAUAUGGUGUUAUUUCAUCAAAACUUUCGUUAUCUGAAACAUCUUAGAACACUUGCUUUGAUAUCUAGCAAAAUAACAAAGGUUCCAGAGCAAAUUGGGCAGUUGAUACAUUUGAGAUAUCUCAACUUAUUUCAGAGUCGUAAUUUGCAAGAAUUGGCUGAUGAAGUAUGUGAUUUAUGUAAUUUACAAAGUUUAAGAAUUGAAGGAUGCAGCCGGCUUCAAAGACUUCCAGAAGGGAUGGGAAAGCUAGUGAAUUUGAGACACCUUUACAUGCGUGGCUGUAAAGAAUUGGUGGGAUUGCCGAAAGGAAUUGGUGGACUAACUCAACUUCGUACACUAGACACAAUGUUUAUACCAAAGAAGAAUGAAGCAGCAUAUUUUUUGAGUCUAGGAGAUUUGAAAAGUUUGAACCACCUUCGAUUUCAAAGGUAUAUUUUUGAAAUAACUAAGUGCUGUAAUUUGAUAAAUCGGAGCGAGAGUGAGCUAACGUAUUGGGAAUGUCUUGUAUACCUAAUUCUAAAUUUUGGAGAGGCUGAUAAAAAGGAGGAAAUUAGAGACGAAGAAGAUGAAUUUGGGAUACUUGAAGCCUUACAACCACAUCCAAGCUUGAGAGGUUUGCUAAUCACUGAGUAUAAGGGUACCAGUUUGUAUCCCAAAUGGAUGAUGGGGUUGGAUAAGUUGACGGGGCUCCACAUUACACACUGCAAGCAGUGUGAGAGUUUACCUCCUUUGGGAAGCCUACUACCUUCACUCAAAGAGCUUAGGAUUGAUGGGUUGGAUAAAGUGAAAAAGAUAGGUGAUGAGUUUCUGGGACUUGGAGUGGAGCAAGCUGAAGCUGUAUCAUUCCCAAAACUGGAACGGCUUGGGUUUCACAACAUGAGGGAUUGGGAAGAUUGGGAAGGCACUGCACACACUAGUCUUCAAUCGGGAGUUAUGCCGUGUCUCCAAGUCUUAGUAAUUGAAAAUUGUGGCAAUCUCAAAUCACUACCACCCUUUCUCAAACUCACUCCAUUGCACACUCUGUGUAUCAACGCCUGCGGGGUGCUAUUACAAUCUCUGCUAAACUCAGAAGAGGAGUUCACCAAGUUUUCUCACAUCCCAUGCAUCAUCAUUGAUGGUCAAGAGGUCACCUAGAUCCGAGUAAAACAUCAGCGACAAUGAUAUUUCAUUUGAUUUCUAAAUCAACUUGCUAUAUAUGGAAAUUAAGGUACACGUCCACUUCUUAUAAUUGGGUUUGAAAUUGCUAUGCCUUCAAUAAUCCUCAUCUGGUUUUUAACUUGUUUUCCUUUUCUAGACAACAAUAUCGAACGACUAAUAAAAGUAUUUUCUGACUUGUUCAAGUGCAUAUUCUUUUCGACCUGUUGUAAGUAGCUGUGAUGGUCAUACAUUCCACAUAAUCUCGUAUGACAAGCUGUAUCAUUUCCAUCCAAAACUCAAAUACAUUAAGCAUUCCUAUUUACUAAUAAUUAUUUGUCCAUCAUUUCAUUCAAAGUAUAAUAAUUAAUCUUAUAUAUAUGUAUAUAUGAUUUUUAUUCCGGCUUUUUGAACAAACUCCUGAACUCUAUAGGAAGUGUUGUUUGCCACAAAUAUAAAUUGUUUUCCAUCCAUUUGUAUUUGUAUCUUUCUUCACUUUUAUAGGUUAGCAAUCAUUAUGUUUUAGCUAGAUUUAGUUUAUACUGUUUUUUUUCCAUUUUCUCCAUCUUUUCUUCUAAUUCUGCUUCCUGAUUUCUUAAGGUUGUAACAUGUAUUACAAAAAGAAUACUUUCAUUCCAAACAGCAAACACCAGCUGAAGCUUUUAAGUCUAUAUGUAGUGUUUUUCUAAGUUAUAUAUUUUUUCCACAAUGUAUGAUUAACCAAUAAUUUGCUUCUCAACCUAGUUCUGUAUACCAUUAGCAAACAAAUCAUUUUUCUAACUUUGGCAUUCUUGAUUUCAUUAUAAUUAUUCCUAAAACUGAAAAAGCUCUGCCUUUUAUAAAACGGUGAACUGGGAAGAAUGGCAAUUAGGUUAUGAACCAAAUUAAAGCUGGAGCGAUGUUUAUGCUAUGUAUAUCUUUGCAUUGGUAUAUAACUUUGCUUUGUCUUAUAUUUUUUUAUAAAAUUAAAAAAAUAAUGUUAAAGGUACCAAUAAGUUUACAAAAAAAUUUAUUAAAAACUAAUGCUUUGUUAUUUUACUGAUUGUAAAAUCAAUAUUUAACUAAAUAUUAAAAAAUGAAUGCUUGAAUAAAUAUAUAAUAUAUCAUAAACAAAUAAGAUAAUAAUAGCUCGUAUCUUUUUUUCAUUUUUGAUAAAUUAAUGCUAGCCCAUCUUUUAAUAAAACAUCAUGGUACUCCUAGCAUUAUUCUUGUUAAUGUUAUAAUUAUUUUCUCUUUUAUUCUUUUGAGCUUAGUGAAAGUGAUGAGAUGUGCCCAUUGGAUAGGGUUACUAUGUUUUAAAUGUA
Ziziphus jujuba (common jujube) is the source of this 4348-nucleotide messenger RNA. RefSeq names its product putative disease resistance protein RGA3. The record is from RefSeq and is a predicted model, not a curated record. The coding region runs from base 9 to 3044 and encodes 1011 amino acids. Gene Ontology annotation, molecular function: ADP binding. The transcript is spliced from 2 exons. Lineage: Eukaryota; Viridiplantae; Streptophyta; Magnoliopsida; Rosales; Rhamnaceae. Gene Ontology annotation, biological process: defense response to other organism.